Molecule: messenger RNA, 1044 nt
Organism: Zerene cesonia (dogface butterfly)
Lineage: Eukaryota; Metazoa; Arthropoda; Insecta; Lepidoptera; Pieridae
Exons: 5
Coding region: 318-1037 (239 amino acids)
Biological process (GO): proteasome-mediated ubiquitin-dependent protein catabolic process; multicellular organism development
Cellular component (GO): cytoplasm
Molecular function (GO): ubiquitin conjugating enzyme binding; ubiquitin protein ligase activity; zinc ion binding
Source: RefSeq, a predicted model, not a curated record
GUAUCAAACUGAGUGUUGGUGCACUUUGUCAGUUGUUAGUUGUUAAUGGCGUAUUUACUGUGUUAAAUAAAAAAAUUAAGUAAUAAUUGAUUAUUUCAGGUAUAGGGAUUAUAAAUUAGGUAGAUACCAGUAAAAUACCUUUUGAAUAAUACAAUAAAUUAUAUAAUUAGGUGAGUUAUCCGAGUGUAAUACAGAAAAUAACCACUUCAAUAUUCUAAACAAUUUUCAUUUGUCUCAUUGGAAGAUGCAAAUCAUUCAGAAGAAUUAUUACUUGAAAAUAGAUUAAAGAUAUAUAUAUCUUGCUAACAAAGAAAAUUAUGGCUAGAAAUUUGAAUAAAUCAAGAUAUUCAGUUAAUGUCUCAAAAUUAACAGUGCAAAAGAAUCCCGUUUUUAAAAGGCUUAAUAAGGAUUGUCCCAAUUGGUUAUAUGGAUGUAAUAUACAUUUAAAAAAAGAGUCCCUGGAGGCCCACUUAGCAGAAUGUCCAUUCAAAGAAUUUGUGUGUCCUACAAACACUAUUUUGAAUGGAUGUUCAUGGAAAGGAAAUGUCAGAGAAGUGGAGGAGCACUUCGAUCUUUGUCACCGAGAAUUUCGUCUAACGCAAGUUAACAAAGAGAACAAUCUAUACGUUCAAGUAAAUUAUCGCAUAAUGCAAUUGAUUACUAAAAAUUCCUGCAACUUUUUGCUGUACAUUAAUGUAUUACAAAGUAGCAACCAGAUUCAAAUAUCAGUUCAGAUGCUAGGAACGAAGGAGAGCGCAUCUAAAUGGACAUUUAAAUUUCGAAUCUACGGGAAAAAUGAAGAUUCAAGAAGAUUUGUUGAUUAUAUAGACACUUGUUAUUCUAUUACUGAUAAACUUGAUUACCAGUGUCUUCAAAAUAAAGCAACAAUAAUAAGCUUAGAUUAUGCUAAGACAUUUGCUAACAAGGAUGUAGUUCCGUACAUAUUGUACUUGAACAGAGAGAAUGUGGGUGAUAAGAAGAAAUUGCUACUCAAUAAAAGUUUAUCAGGAACAUCAAGACCCCAGAGUCAUGCAUAGAAGAUUA